Molecule: messenger RNA, 2954 nt
Organism: Cuscuta epithymum
Lineage: Eukaryota; Viridiplantae; Streptophyta; Magnoliopsida; Solanales; Convolvulaceae
Source: the annotation of a GenBank genome assembly
CUAAGUCCGUGACUAAAUUUUAUAUAUAUGCAGGAGCAGCUCAUUGAACAGAACCACAUCAAUUCAUUCCCAGUAUAUACAGUAUCCGUUUGAAAGAUCGAAGGAUGUAGUCUAUCUUCUAUCAUUUUUCCUGUUUAUGCAGAUAAUAAGGCAUAAUGUAUAAACAAAAUAGAAGUUGGAUGUAUGAUAAAGAUGCGGUAUUGUACGGAAUGCAAUCAAAUUUUCUCGAGGGAGUCGGGGAAUUUAUUGAAUUUGCACUUGAACAUCCGGCUUAUAUGAGUGGUGAUAAAAUAAGAUGUCCAUGUUCAAAGUGUAAAAAUCUCAAAUUUAAAGACCCACACGAAGUUGGGUAUGAUUUGUACGCGGUCGGUUUUGUUCCCAAUUAUUAUAAUUGGACUUCUCACGGCGAACCUUUGGAUCCAUCUGUUAUACCACAAACGGUAGGUUCGUCUCGUUACGUCCCUCCAGAGAUGAGUGCGUGGGGAGACCGUGCUGAAAUGAGGUGGGACCAACAAAUGGUAUAUGACGCAUACGGUGUACCGUCUCAAUUCAACCCCCCACAACCACCUAACGACCCCCCUGAAGCCUCAACCUCGUAUCAACCAGAUGCGGAUGAAAAUCCGACAUUUUAUCAACCUUAUGUGGAUGAAGGUUUGGCUGAGAGAUUUCAGGAUGUUCUAAAAGCUGUCGACCAACCUCUGUAUGCUGAUUGUGAGGGAUACUCUCAGCUAUCCGCUGUUACUGAGUUCAUGAACAUAAAAGCCGAAUACAGUCUCCCUGAAACUUGCAUGAAUAGAGUCUUGCAGUCAGUAGGAGGGAUGCUACCGCGAGAUCAUACCCUUCCCGAUUCAUAUUACCACAUGAAGCAGUUAAUGUCUAAGUUGGGGCUACCUUGUGUUGAAAUUGAUGCGUGCCCGGAAGGAUGUAUGUUGUUCUGGAAGGAGGAUGAGGCACUUGAGUUCUGCAAGUUCUGUGGUGGAGACAGAUACAAACCUGUUCGUCAAGGUAAAAAGAAACCACGACAUAGGUGAAGAAAUUUAUAACCGGGUUCGACAUUUUCCUACGGCUAUGGAAGAGCCAAACCAAGAGCCAUAUGGGUAUUGUGAUACCCAUAAGUGGACAAAGAGGAGCAUAUUCUGGGAGUUGCCUUAUUGGAAAGACCUUCUCAUCCGUCACAAUUUAGAUGUCAUGCACACCGAGAAGAACGUCUUUGACAAUAUAUUUAACACGGUGAUGGAUUUGAAAGGCAAAACUAAAGACGGUCUUGCAGCUAGGAAAGAUAUGACUAUUUGGUGUGAUAGACCCGAACUUUCUGUUGAUCUAGAAUAUCAGGGCAAGGAAGUUCCAAAAGUAGUCUACCAGGUCACAGAACCACAAAAGGCAGCAAUAUUAAAAUGGCUUGCGUCUCAGAAGUUUCCAGAUGGCUACUGCUCCAACUUGUCUAGAUGCGUAGACAUGAACAAACUUACCACGACGACGAGCAUGAAAACUCACGAUGCUCAUGUAAUAAUGCAAAGACUUCUACCAAUUGCACUAAAAGAGAUGCUCCCUGAACACGUAUGGUCCUGCAUUACUGAAAUCAGUUUGUUGUUUCAAUCGAUAUGUUCCAGUGUUUUGGAUGCGGCAUCCCUCCGGAGACUACAAGAGUCUGUUCCCAUUCUGAUGUGUAAUCUGGAAAAAAUAAUGCCACCAUCGUUUUUCGAUACAAUGGAACAUCUCAUAAUACAUCUUCCGUAUGAGGCUUUGACUGCUGGGCCCGUCUUCUAUAGGUGGAUGUACAGAUUUUAAAGAUUUCUAGGAGAGCUGAAAAAGAAAGUGACCAACAAGGCACACGUUGAGGCUUCAAUUUGUCAAGCGUAUCUUCAACAAGAAAUCUCAACGUUCUCGUCUUUUUACUUCGAGCGUGAGGUCAUCACCAGAAGGAAGAGACCUGCCCGGAACGAUGACAUUGGCGAGGAUUUAUAUGAAAAUGUAGUUUCCAUCUUUAAUUACCCAGGCAGAGGUAAAGGUGCUGCGACACAACGAUACAUCCUGGGUGGGGAAUUGCAAAUUGCGCAUACUUAUAUCCUCAUGAAUUGUCCAGAAAUCUCACCGUUUUAUCAUGAAUUCCGAGCUUCUUUAUCAGCCUUUCCUGAGAAUGAAAUUGAUGCGUUGGUGGACUCUGAUUUUGUAAAUUGGUACAAGUAUCAGAUCAAUAGUCGUGGGAUUGUCGACCCUUUGUUAGUAUCAUUAGCGUGGGGCCCAGGUGCCAGUGCCAAUGUGUGGCGGCAAUAUGUGAUAAACGGUUACACAUAUCACACAGCCGAUUACGGAGAGGGCCGACCAACAACGAACAGCGGGUUAUGUGUCCCGACCAUCGGUUAUGAUAACUCGGAAACCAAUUUUUUGGGUGUCCUGCAGGAGAUUCUGGAACUUGAGAUGCCUUCUAGUGCGAAAAAAAUGACAUGCGUUCUGUUCCGCUGCACAUGGGUUGAUCCCACACGUGGCGUGCGAAAAAAUCCGAAGUAUAAUAUGAUUGACGUCAACCACUCUCGUGUGUACCCGAAAAAUGAGCCUUUCAUACUCGCCCAACAAGCAGCGCAGAUUUAUUAUGCAGAAUAUCCUACAACAAGGCGGACCCAGAAUCCUUGGGUGUGUGCAUGUCCUGUCCGUCCGAACAAAAUUAAAUCACAAACUCAACACAAGGACGUUGAUCUAGAUGCUUUUCAGCAACAAUUUUUCCAACCUCCGCCUAUUGUUGAGACGGUCAACUAUAACGUCCAAUUAAGUGAUCCAAAUGGCGGACGUGUUGAAGUCAUGCCAGAAACGCACCUUCCGGACCUAACCAUUCCAUCUGAGCGCGAAAUUGAGGAAAUGUAUGUAGCACAACAAAAUGCUCAAUAUCAGGAAGAAGGUGAAUGGAUAGACGGUUCAGAUACAGAAGAAGACACUAUAUAUGUAGAAAAUAACGAUUC